Messenger RNA from Capsicum annuum, 1029 nucleotides. Its product is annotated as cactin-like. Gene Ontology annotation, biological process: mRNA cis splicing, via spliceosome. The transcript has a single exon. NCBI's taxonomy places the organism in Eukaryota, Viridiplantae, Streptophyta, Magnoliopsida, Solanales, Solanaceae. Gene Ontology annotation, molecular function: protein binding. Bases 1 to 678 code for a protein of 225 amino acids. Gene Ontology annotation, cellular component: spliceosomal complex; cytoplasm. The record is from RefSeq and is a predicted model, not a curated record.
AUGAACAUGAGCAUAAUGAUGCUCGAGCCAUGUUGGAGGUGGAGGAUGAGCAAGAAGAUGACGAUGAAGAAGCGGAUUCUUCUUCGCCCUUUAAUGCACGGGGAUGGUAAAGAAGAAGCAGUUGAUCCUGAAGAAGAUAGGGCAAUACUCGAGAGGAAACGUAUGGCUGUUUUGGAGGAGAGAGGUGUCCAAAAUAAGAUUUCACCACCAACUCCAGCGGAAGACAACUUUGAGAAGAAGACUUUUAGAACUAUGGGAGCAAUGGAGGAAGGGGAUGCAACAUUUGGCUCCAAUAAUGAAAUUAAUCUUUAUUCACAGGUGUACUGGUGGCAUGACAAGUAUAGGCCAAGGAAGCCGAAGUAUUUUAACCGUGUUCAUACUGGUUAUGAAUGGAACAAGUAUAAUCAAACUCAUUAUGAUCAUGACAACCCACCUCCAAAGAUUGUGCUGGGAUACAAAUUUAAUAUUUUUUAUCCUGAUCUUGUUGACAAAGCAAGAGCUCCAAGUUACGACAUAGAGAAGGAUGGAGAUAGUGCUGAUACCUGCAUCAUAAAAUUCCAUGUUGGCCCUCCCUAUGAGGAUAUAGCUUUCCGAAUUGUUAACAGAGAAUGGGAGUUAUCUCAUAAAAAUGGGGUUCAAGUGCAUGUUCGAUCGAGGAAUUCUGCAUUUGUACUUUAACUUCAAGCGCUACUGAUACCGUCGUUGAAGAGCCUCACCAAGCACAUGGUUUGUUGCAAAGUUCAGCAUUUUGUUAUCCAUUUCUUGUUUUUGUAUUUGCUAGGCCAGCUUGUAUGUGAUGUUCAUUCAAGAAGGAAGAACUUUGUUAACUGGCCAUAAAGUAUGAUACACAACUGAUGAACACGGUUCUCAUUGAAGUGAAUCGUACUAUCAGAUUACCACUAUUGCAUUUCCAUGGAUAAGUUUUUGAAUUGAUUUCCUACUUGUGCAUCCAAGCAACAUAUGGGCACCUUUUAUUUGAUAGAUGGGUUCUUUAUGCUGAAUGUUUAUAUUUGAAAUGGAGAUUGAUAA